Messenger RNA from Cantharellus anzutake, 1749 nucleotides. RefSeq names its product kinase-like domain-containing protein. Gene Ontology annotation, biological process: protein phosphorylation. NCBI's taxonomy places the organism in Eukaryota, Fungi, Basidiomycota, Agaricomycetes, Cantharellales, Hydnaceae. The transcript has 6 exons. The coding region runs from base 133 to 1413 and encodes 426 amino acids. The record is from RefSeq and is a predicted model, not a curated record. Gene Ontology annotation, molecular function: protein kinase activity; ATP binding.
GCCUCAUACAUGGUAUUGUUUGUGAGGGGGUAGGAAAGCCUCUUCCCACAGUAAAAUGAGAGGAUUCGGAAAGGUGCUCAUGAAGAAAUCAAGUCGCAUAUCAGGACCAAGCGGACUGGGACCGAUUUCACAAUGUUCAAGUUAACGGAUAUUUUCCAGCAACUUGGCGCAUCUGAGCUGCCCGAAACUCCACCCGCCAACCCCAACGCCCAACCAGUGCGCCGCCGCUCCGCAGUGGCUUCCAUUCCAAAUCAGGGUGGCAAUUCCCAAGCUUCUGAUGCCACUCCGCGGAGGAAGAUGCCCUAUAGACAAAGUAGCACGAAUCCGGUUCCGAACGGCCGCGAAAGACGUCUAGUUACGACUCGCCCUAUCCUUCAAACCAACCAUCUAGGAAAAAGACACGUUACUCCUGCAGCUGAGGCAGUUGAGGGGCCCAAGGGGCUGACUGUGGUGAAACGCCAUAAUCUCACUCAACAUAUUUCCUCAAUGCGCCAGAUCGCCAAAGGAGGGUACUCAGUUGUGUACAAAGGUAUAUGGACGCGUAACUCGCCAGAGAUUUCCCAGGUCAGUAUCUGUUCCUCCCAGCUUGCAGCGGAUUCUGAACGCUUCCAGGAAGUUGCUGUGAAGGUGCUCCUCCCAUCCUGCACAGAGGAUUUAAACGCGGAACGGAAACGCUGGAAGCGCCUGAAAAGAGAGAUGCGAGUGUGGUCACGCCUGAGCCACGCCAACAUCAUUCCACUGCUCGGCUAUGUAAAUGGUGAGGAUGGCCACGGUCUUGUCUCUCCGUGGUAUCCGGAAGGAAAUGCAAUCAACUUCAUCAAGAAUCAUCCUAGCGCCAAUAAAGACAUGAUCUGUGCCGACGUAGCCUCAGGAUUGACAUAUCUUCAUUCACAAUGCCCACCCAUUGUACACGGUGAUAUCAAAGGAGUAAAUAUCCUGAUCGCUUCCGACGGGCGUGCUUCUAUCUGUGAUUUCGGCCUGUCGAGGGUCCUGGAUGAUGACCCCACUGGCUUCACGUCCACGGUGGUCGGAAUGACUCUUCGCUUUUCAGCCCCCGAACUAUUGGAAAAUAACGAAAAGACGGUCGAUGCUGAUGUUUACGCUUAUGGGUGCACUUGCAUCGAGAUUUUACUGGCAACAAGGCCGUACGAGGGCAUCCGUGGCGAAAUGUCUGUCAUGACCGCGAUUGCAGGUGGUACGCCACCUAUCUCUCCUCGGCGGCUUGAAAAGUGUAAAUCACUUCUCCCACUUCACAUUUUAAACAAAUGUUGGAGCAAGGAGCCUUCGAAUCGACCACGGGCUAAAGAAUUGGCUGAAGCAUUUCGGGGCGCAUUAGUGAUUCCCGCAGAGCCGAACCAUACUGCUGAAUGCAGCGAUGCCAGUCUCAGUUCUGACGACUCGUUACCAUCGUGAAGCCCCUCAUCUUGACCAUACAUCAUGCCGUCACCUAUAAUUUCCCCCUGUUGAUCCACUUCAUCGUGGUUUUCUUCGGUGAAUGGACACAUGCAAUUCGGUUACACCCCAGCUCCCCUAUCAAGACUUGGUUUUGCCAUUUUUGCACCCGAUUCCAAGAGAAAUUCAACUUGUCAUCCCACUGAAAAAGUAUAAUUCUCGACCCUGAUUUCAGAUCAUCUCUCGAUCUCCACCAUGGGCAUUUGUGAUCCAGCUCGCCCCCAAUAAACGCUAACCACCAUGCUCACAUCGGCCACACGAUCAAGGACCAACUCUUCGUUUCCUCCUAAACUCGAU